GUACCAUUGAUCACUAGCAUCGAUUCAACCCAAGGAUGAAGGGCUUUAUCGCAAUCAUCGUCGCUAUCCUGGCUGCCGCCACACAAGGAUCUUACGUACCCAGUUCUUGGCCAUCACACUCAGCUGGGUGGAAUUCCUGGAAUGGCUGGAAUGAUCAUACCCUUGCUGCUUAUCCAUACGCAAAAUCCUGGCCAUCAACGUGGCAAGUGACUCCACAGAUUGCCGCCUACCCUUACGCCAAAUCGUGGUCAUCUGCUUGGCCCGCUGCUUCUCUGUACAAUGGCUGGAAUGGAUAUUAUGGCGUAGCGAAUAAAGCCCACUCGUGGGGUCUACCUUUGGAAACCUACGGAGCCGGAUGGGGAUAUCAGAAUCUGGCUAAAGUGGUAGCACCAGUGAAGAUUAACUCUUGGGGACUUCCAUGGGAAAACUACGGAGCAGGUGCUAAUGGAUGGGGAUACCAGCAAGGACUGGUUAAGACGGUUGUUCCAGUGUCGAAACAGAUUGCUGCCACUCCAGGAUCGGUUUACGUUGCACCAGUGCCAGUGGGUGUGGAGAAGGUUGUUUUGCACUAAUGUUUUCAGGCUUGGAUUUCAUCAACUCUGCUAAAGCUAACGUUCUGGUUAUGUAAAUAAAAAAG
This is a messenger RNA of Topomyia yanbarensis, 637 nucleotides long. RefSeq lists its product as uncharacterized. The record is from RefSeq and is a predicted model, not a curated record. Lineage: Eukaryota; Metazoa; Arthropoda; Insecta; Diptera; Culicidae. The transcript has 2 exons. Bases 36 to 572 code for a protein of 178 amino acids.